Molecule: messenger RNA, 1985 nt
Organism: Ziziphus jujuba (common jujube)
Lineage: Eukaryota; Viridiplantae; Streptophyta; Magnoliopsida; Rosales; Rhamnaceae
Product: folate synthesis bifunctional protein, mitochondrial
Exons: 4
Coding region: 297-1838 (513 amino acids)
Biological process (GO): tetrahydrofolate biosynthetic process
Molecular function (GO): dihydropteroate synthase activity; 2-amino-4-hydroxy-6-hydroxymethyldihydropteridine diphosphokinase activity
Source: RefSeq, a predicted model, not a curated record
GUUCAUCCAAAUUUCUACCUUUACUCACUUGGUUUUAACCCUCCAUUUCCUACCAAUUCGGGAACACACACACACAUACACACACUCUCUCUCUUUCUAGGACCCAUUGGGACUGUAGCUGUUAAAGGAGUUUAUAAUAAGUUCUCUGUUUUGCAGUCUCGCCGCCUUUGUUCUCUUCCUGUGGUUGUUCUUCCCAGAUUGAAUAUUUAGCUACUUGUAAUUCUCAGCAUUCCAAGAGUAGAGGAGCGCUGAGCCAAUAUCAAUAAUUCAGAAAUUGAUGAGAAGCUACAUCUGACAUGAAUAUAUUCAAGCAGCUUGCGCGCAGCAAACAUGGGUUGAAUGGAGUCACAAAGUAUUGUAAAGGAUUAUGUUCAUCCUCCCUCAACUUAUCAGCAAAUGCCUCAGUGGAAGUUCAUUUUCAGGAGCAAGAAGUAGUGAUUGCCUUGGGAAGUAAUGUGGGUGACAGACUGCAUAAUUUUAAUAAAGCCUUGCAGUUGAUGAAAAAGGCAGGCAUAAAAGUCACAAAACAUGCUUGCUUGUAUGAGUCGGCACCGGCCUAUAUAACAGAUCAGCCUUACUUUCUGAACUCUGCUGUCAGAGCUUCUACAAAGCUUGGUCCUCAUGAGUUAUUGGGAGCACUUAAGAAAAUUGAACAAGACAUGGGUCGUACUGGAGGUAUAAGGUAUGGUCCUAGGCCAAUUGAUUUGGAUAUAUUGUUCCAUGGAAAUUUCAAGGUCAAUUCUGAUAUUCUUACCGUCCCCCAUGAAAGAAUUUGGGAAAGGCCAUUUGUAAUGGCCCCUUUAAUUGAUUUACUGGGAUUAGCUACUGAGAGUGAUACAGUAGCCUGUUGGCAUUCUUUCUCUACACAUUCUAAUGGACUUUUUGGAUCAUGGGAGAAAAUGGGUGGUGAUUCCCUCAUUGGAAAGGAAGGUCUGAAGAGGGUUUUGCCCAUUGGAAAUGGCUUAUGGGACUGGACGGAGAAAACCUCAGUCAUGGGUAUCCUCAAUCUGACCCCAGAUAGUUUUAGUGAUGGAGGAAAGUUUCAAUCUGUGGAAGCUGCAGUUUCUCAGGUCCGCUUGAUGGUUUCCGAGGGUGCUGAUAUGAUUGAUAUCGGUGCACAAUCUACAAGGCCAAUGGCUUCCAGGAUUUCUCCUGAAGAAGAAAUGGACAGACUUAUCCCUGUUUUAGAGGCCAUUCUUGGGAUGCCUGAAAUAGAGGGAAAGCUUGUUUCUGUAGAUACCUUCUAUUCAAAAGUUGCAUCAGAAGCAGUUAGCAAAGGGGCUCAUAUUAUAAAUGAUGUAUCCGCUGGGCAGUUAGAUUCAGACAUGUUUAGGGUUGUUGCAGGCCUUGAAGUUCCUUAUAUUGCAAUGCACAUGAGGGGUGAUCCAUCAACAAUGCAGAAUAGUGAGAACCUGCAAUAUGAUAAUGUCUGUAACCAGGUUGCCUCUGAGUUAUACUCGAGGGUGAGAAAUGCGGAAUUAUUGGGUAUUCCAGCUUGGAGGAUAAUUACUGACCCUGGAAUUGGAUUCUCAAAGAAUACUGAACAAAAUUUGGAAAUACUUGUGGGGUUACCAAACAUUCGAGCAGAGAUUGCAAGGAAAAGUUUGGCGUUGUCUCAUGCUCCUUUACUCAUUGGACCUUCCCGAAAGAAAUUUUUAGGUGAAAUUUGCGGUCGUCCUUCUGCAGUUGAAAGGGACCCUGCUACUGUUGCUUCCAUCACUGCUGCAAUCUUGGGUGGUGCCAACAUUGUGAGAGUACAUAAUGUUAGAGAUAAUCUGGAUGCCACAAAGCUAUGUGAUGCAAUGCUGAGACAGAAGAGAUCUUCUGUUUUAUAUUAGGAAAUUCAACAGAUAAACAUUUUUUCUCUUUCACAGAAUAUGUGCUUUGUAUUUGUUCCACCCGUAUCAAAGUUAUUUGAUUCGGUAUAUUUCAUGUUCAAACUACCUUCUACUUCUAUUUGAUUCAACACAUUUUAUUUUCAAAUA